AUGCUUAAUGUGCAAAUGGAGCCCAGCGCGCCGGAAAUCGUGGAAUCCCCGCAGCAGCCGAUCCGCGAGGGUGAUGGCGUUCAGAUGAAAUGUCGAUCAGAGGGUGGAAGUCCUCCUCCUUCUAUUAUUUGGCUAUUCGACAAUACAACACAAGCUGGACAGGAUUUAUAUUCUGUUAGCGUAAAAGAGGACGGCACUGUCGAGAGCCGAAUUCAAUGGCGUGCCCGUGCCGAGGACAAUGGCGCUUUCAUGACGUGCGUCGUCUCCAACAAGGCGUUGGAAGGAAGAGCACCAAAGACCGUCCAGAGCUCCCGGCUCAAUGUGCUGUACAAACCUACCGUAACCGUGGGCCCGGCGUCGGAAUAUAUUGUUGAAGAAGACCAGGCGAUCGAGUUGACCUGCCAGGGACAGGGAAAUCCACAGCCGACCGGAUAUGAAUGGUCCGUUUUUUUUGGAUUCCUGGGCUACGAGCUAGAAAGA
This is a messenger RNA of Mesorhabditis spiculigera, 480 nucleotides long. Lineage: Eukaryota; Metazoa; Nematoda; Chromadorea; Rhabditida; Rhabditidae. The record is from the annotation of a GenBank genome assembly.